AUGCCGGACUCUGUUGCUGCCUCUCAGGAGGAACAGCCACAAUCGCCUAAACGUCAGGCUUCCCCAGAUAGACCUUCCGAAGAGGAGCGUGGGUCUUCUAGUGCUGACCUUGAAAGAGAGCCAUUGAUCUCCAGCAGACGCUAUGUGGACCCCGAUGACCCAAUUGUGCUGCCCUUGAACUUGCGCCGGAUUGCUGUUUUGAGACUGGUUCUUUUUGCAGUGCUUGCAGUGAAUGGACUCGUACUAUUCUUGGUGGUUGUUUCGGACUUCAUCUCGAUACCCUUCUUCAAUCGCCGGGGCAAGUCACCGCUUGACUUUGACUUGGCCUUGUUGAACAUAUUGACCGGUGCCGUGACGCUCUGGUGUUUUGCCGUACCUGCGUACUAUGAAAGGUUGCUAGGCUACGUUAGUUGUGGCUUAGUGUUUGUUGACUUGAUAGUGUUGCUCAGCGUUCCAUACCUCCGUGGCCAGCUGGGUGCUUUUGGAAACCUCCUCUGGCUCUGGACACUUCUCAAUAUCGCCUUGAACUGCUUUGCUGACUGGUCAGUAGAGCGUGGAAAGGCACAGCAGGAGAUCAGGUACACCGGAAGGGUCGAGAAGAGAAGAUCGGUCUCGGAACUCUUGAUUAUGCUCAUCAAGAUCUCGGUCAAGUUGUUUUUGUUGUGGGUGAUUUGGUGUAUCUCGCUCUCCGUCUGGCUUGAGGGAUUCGACUCUCACGAGAAGCCAUGGGGCAAGAUGAUCCCCGUUAACGAGGGCCAAUUCAAGGUCCACUUGGCCUGCUACGGUGAUGUUCACGCUCCGAUGGCCGAAAAGGACGGGGAGAAGGACGAUCCAUCCAAGGCUAAGCAGCCUGUUUUGCUUAUCGAAGGCGGCCAGCAGACCUCCUCAGAGGUGUUUCAGGAGUGGGUUCAGGAGCUUUACCAAAUGAACAAAAUCGAGAGAUUCUGUGUUUGGGAUAGACCCGGCUAUGCCUUCUCUGAUAGCGCCCCUCUGCCAGUUUCGAUCUCCAUUAUCGUCGAGUACCUCAUGGAGGCACUCCGGUCCGAGAAGAUCGAGGGACCUUUCCUGGCUGUGGGCUUUGAUGAAGGCGGACUUUACUCCAGGGUGUUUGCUCUGAGAAACAGGGGCCAGAUUCAUUCGCUUUUCCUCGUCGAUAGUUGGCACGAGGACUUACUCAAACACUUCCCAUUCAGCGGAAGCAACAAGAAGAACGAGAGCAGGAAGGUGUUCAAGGAUAUUCUAGAGCUCAUGGACUCCUGGCAGGGCUUCAAAGUCUGGCUCCGUGGUAUUGUGUCGCCUUUGGGAAUAGUGAGAAACCUUCACUGGUUCUUCCACCCACAGAGGUACUCGUCCAAGAGCAGAGUGUUCGGCAGAGACAUGGUCUACAGCCCCAAGUACCUUCGUGCAAGACUUCAGGAACAAGUCACUGCCUCGAUCUUAUCGUUCAACGAGGUGCAGAACGCAAAUGUCCAGCUGGUUCCUUUGGCAGUGAUCCUGUCGGACUUUAUGAUCAAGAACUCGCUCAACUGGGGCAAGUGGCAGCGAGACAUGGUGAAGAUAAGUGAUCGCCUGUUGGAGUGGGUAGUCGCCGAAAACAGUGGACACAAGAUCUGGGAAAGUCCGAAGGGUCGUGACCAGUUGCAGCAGUUGCUCUUGCGUCUAGUCAGCGAGAAAUCCAACUACUAG
This is a messenger RNA of Candidozyma duobushaemuli, 1686 nucleotides long. RefSeq lists its product as uncharacterized. Lineage: Eukaryota; Fungi; Ascomycota; Pichiomycetes; Serinales; Metschnikowiaceae. Gene Ontology annotation, cellular component: endoplasmic reticulum. The record is from RefSeq and is a predicted model, not a curated record. The coding region runs from base 1 to 1686 and encodes 561 amino acids. Gene Ontology annotation, biological process: regulation of lipid storage. The transcript has a single exon.